ACCUCCCCGGCGCUGCAGCUGUGAUAGGCAGAGAGAGCAAUGGGGAGAAAUGAAUAAGAACCAGAGCUGAAACCGUGCGCAGCCUAACCCUGUCUGUGAUCACAGAUACUCCAAGUGAAAGAAACAGGAGAAGGGGGGGAGAGAAUUAAUCAGCUCUGCCUUUUGCACCAGGCUCAGAAGAGAAGUGCCUGUAGAUACUUAUAUGUAUAUAUCUAUUUAAGAAACCGACAACCACCUUACACUGAAUAGACCCUUUCUUAAAAAGAAAGUGCUGGCAAGCCUUAAGCAAUUUCCUGAGUCUAAGAAUAGAAAUGGGCUGUCUGGAAGGCACUGCAGGCUGAAAUUUGGAGACCUAGGUUGCUUCAUUUUUUUGUUUGUUUGUUUGUUUUUAAAUAAAACCCUGCCAUUGGGAAACUGGAUUUUAAUUUUGCACUUUUAAACUGUAGGGGUUGGUGGGGUUUAUUUUUUCUUCCACCCCCCAUCUCCCUCUCUCUCUCUUUUUAACUUAAACAAACUCUCUGUCCUCCUCCAGUAGAAAAACAUUGUACCUGCAUGUGACAAUCCCAAAGGGAGCUGAGCAGCGAGAGAGGGGAAGCAACUAUCUUCUGCACCAUUUUACUCCUACCCCCCACGGUUGUUUUUUUCUGGUGGGAAGGGGGGAGAAGGAUCUUUCCCGGCCAAGGUUUUCUCUCCCCAGGUUUUGGAAGGGGCUUGAAGACUGUUCCCCCUAUUGGUGGGGGAAGGAAGAGGGCGUGUUGCCCUUCACACUCUCUUGCUUUGGUUUUGUGAAGGGCUGAAACAGUUUUGGGGGUUUGGGGUCUUCCUGCCCCGCCUGGAUCAAGAGGAUGGUUUGGAAAUGGCUGGGCGCUUUGCUGCUUUUCCCCGUGCAGAUGGUCUAUUUGGUGCUCAAAGCUGCCGUGUGCAUUCUGCUGCCGGCCAGGCUCCGGGACUUGUCCGGGGAGAACGUGCUGAUCACCGGCGGGGGCAGAGGCAUCGGUCGCCACCUGGCCAGGGAGUUUGCUAAGCGAGGAGCCAGAAAGAUCAUCCUGUGGGGUCGAACCGAGAAGUGCCUUAAGGAAACCACAGAGGAGAUUAGAAUGAUGGGAACAGAGUGCCAUUACUUCAUUUGUGAUGUGGGAAAUCGAGAGGAAGUCUAUCAGCAAGCCAAAGCUGUCCGGGAAAAGGUGGGUGAUAUCACCAUCCUAGUGAACAAUGCUGCUGUCGUUCAUGGUAAGAGCUUGAUGGACAGCGAUGACGAUGCUCUACUCAAAUCACAACACAUAAAUACCCUGGGACAGUUCUGGACCACCAAGGCCUUCCUGCCACGCAUGCUGGAGCUGCAGAAUGGGCACAUUGUUUGCUUGAACUCUGUCUUGGCCUUGUCAGCCAUCCCUGGUGCCAUUGACUACUGCACCUCCAAAGCCUCUUCCUUUGCCUUUAUGGAGAGCCUGACCUUGGGCUUGCUGGACUGUCCUGGAGUGAACGCUACAACAGUCCUGCCGUUCCACACCAGCACAGAGAUGUUUCAGGGCAUGAGAAUAAGGUUCCCCAAUCUUUUCCCCCCACUGAAGCCAGAGACAGUGGCCAGGAGAACAGUAGAAGCUGUUCAGCUGAACCAAGCCUUCCUCCUCCUUCCGUGGACAAUGCAUGUACUUGUCAUCUUGAAAAGCAUUCUCCCUCGGUCAGCACUUGAAGAAAUCCACAAGUUUUCUGGAAGCUACACCUGUAUGAACACGUUUAAAGGGCGAACAUAGACCUGGCCGUACUUAGACUCAUUCUAAAGUGAAGCCAACACAAGCAGCAAAAUCCUGACAAGAUUGUGAAUCAACGGUCUUGGCUUUUAGCCUGCCUUGCUCGCGUGACUUGUGCUGCUCUCAGGCAACAAAUUUCUUGCAGGUCAUAUCCAUAGCAACAUGACCUUUGCACAGGACCGCAUGGCUAGACUGGACUUUUGGGAGGAACAACAAAAAUGUUGAGAUGUUUGUACAAUGUUUAAUUCUUUAGAGUCUGACUGUUAAAUCUGCUCAUAGUUUUAAGAUUUAAUUGUACCCUUAGGCUGCUCCAACCAGGGCGCAGCACAUCCCUCCCCACUCUGCUAACAGGAAGAGCAACUAGUGUUGAUUUCAGAUCAGCUUAUUGAAUGAGAAUUUUAAAAAUGGCUUUGCAGGGUUACUAGCUAAGGGUGUUUAUUGGGAUCCCACUUUUUCCCCCCUCACUGCAUUGGGUGGCUGUACUUUACAACCAUUGAAGCCGAUUGUUCCUCUAAUUCCUUCGGCAUCUCUGGAAAGGAGCAAAUAGCUGGUCCGCUCAGGGGCCACUCAAGAAGCCUGUAUGUGGAAGGACAACGCUAGCCAUAGCAAGUCUUUAUGGCUGAAGUGGGAGGCUCAGAAAGAACAGUGAAUAAUGGAAGGUCCCACUUGCCGCUGAAAUCAUGUACAGAAAGUAAUGGUCUUUCUGACUAUUUUUGUUCAUUUAGGGUGAAAUAUAAUUUCCUUUUAGCAAUAAUCCCUAGAUUUCCACUCAUUUAGCCAGUGUUGGCUUGGAAACAAACUAACCUUAGGGCCUUCCU
This is a messenger RNA of Terrapene triunguis (Three-toed box turtle), 2569 nucleotides long. RefSeq names its product dehydrogenase/reductase 3 (gene DHRS3). Gene Ontology annotation, molecular function: oxidoreductase activity, acting on the CH-OH group of donors, NAD or NADP as acceptor. Gene Ontology annotation, cellular component: lipid droplet. The record is from RefSeq and is a predicted model, not a curated record. The coding region runs from base 846 to 1754 and encodes 302 amino acids. The transcript is spliced from 6 exons. NCBI's taxonomy places the organism in Eukaryota, Metazoa, Chordata, Testudines, Emydidae.